GGAACAGCAUUGUCGCAGAUGAUCACGUGAUCGAAGAUCGACUUCUUCGUUUGUGGCCACGAGGUUUUGUGGUGAAAAUUAAGUUUACCGGGUGGAAAAGGCCCUAUAUUUUUGUAUUUAUACAAAAAUGCCCUCCAGCAAUCCCUUGCCACCCAAAGAAAAUGCCUUGUUUAAACGAAUUCUGAGGUGUUACGAACACAAACAGUAUAAAAAUGGGAUAAAGUUUGCAAAGCAAAUUUUAUCAAACCCUAAAUUUAGUGAACAUGGAGAGACCUUGGCAAUGAAAGGUCUCACUCUGAACUGCUUAGGUCGCAAAGAAGAAGCAUACGAUCAUGUCCGGAGAGGUCUUAGGAAUGAUUUGCAAUCUCAUGUUUGUUGGCACGUUUAUGGACUUUUACAACGCUCGGAUAAGAAAUACGAUGAAGCCAUUAAGUGCUAUAGAAAUGCCCUUAAAUGGGACAAGGAUAACAUUCAAAUUCUUAGGGACUUAUCGCUGCUUCAAAUUCAGAUGAGGGAUCUGGAGGGCUAUAAGGACACAAGGUACCAGUUAUUUAUGUUACGUCCUACACAGCGUGCUUCAUGGAUUGGUUUCGCUAUAUCAUAUCAUUUAUUAAAGGACUAUGAAACAGCACUUAAAAUUUUGGACACGUUUCGAAAUUCCCCAAUGAUUUGUUAUGAUUAUGAGCACAGUGAGUUGCUAUUGUACCAAAAUAUGGUUAUCCAGGAAUCAGGGGAAUGUGAACAAGCAUUGAAACAUCUUGAUAAAUAUAGUGAUCAAAUUUGUGAUAAAGUUACUGUAAAAGAAACAUAUGGUAAAUUAAGAUUACAAUUAAAACAAUAUGCAGAAGCAGCACAGGUUUAUAAAGAACUUUUAAAUAUAAAUCCUGAAAAUACAACUUAUUAUGCUAGGCUAGCAGAGGCUGAAAGACACACAAAACCUGAAGAAACAUUAGCUAUGCUCCAAAGAUACGAAGAAUUGUUUCCUCGAGCGUUAGCGCCGCGUCGCUUACAAUUAAAUUAUGCAUUAGGGGAUGAAUUUAAAACAUUAGUAGAUCGGUACUUACGAAGAGGUCUUCAUAAAGGUGUACCACCCCUAUUUGUAAAUCUUCGUUCUCUAUAUAACGAUCAACAGAAGGUUGAUACUAUACAGUCUUUGGUUUUGGAAUACAAGGAAGCAUUAAAAGCUCAUGGGCAUUUUAGCGAUCAAGAGAAAGACAAUGCGAGAGAGCCAGCUUCGGCAUUGUUAUGGACUUAUUAUUAUUUAGCACAACAUUACGACCAUCUUGGACUUACGGAAAAAGCGCUAAAUGAAAUUGAUGCUGCCAUAGAACACACACCUACACUUAUAGAACUUUUUGUUACCAAAGGCCGCAUUUAUAAGCAUGCUGGUAAUGUUCAAGAGGCUUAUAAGUGGUUAGACGAAGCACAAGGAUUAGACACAGCAGAUCGAUAUAUUAAUUCUAAAUGUGCCAAGUAUAUGUUGCGUGCAAAUCUUAUUAAAGAAGCGGAAGAAACGUGUGGCAAGUUUACUAGGGAAGGGGUUUUAGCCAUGGAAAAUCUAAAUGAAAUGCAAUGUAUGUGGAUUCAGACAGAAGCAGCUAAUGCUUACAAACGCCUUGGAAAGUACGGGGAGGCAUUAAAGAAAUGUCACGAAGUUGACAGGCACUUUUCUGAAAUCAUAGAAGAUCAAUUCGACUUUCAUACCUACUGUAUGAGAAAGAUGACCUUGAGGUCUUACGUGGGUCUUCUAAGGUUAGAAGACGUGCUACGAGCUCAUCCAUUUUAUUUUAAAGCAGCAAAAUGUGCAAUGGAGGUUUAUUUACGACUACACGAUGAACCAUUGCCCGAUCCGACACAGACGCAAGAAAUCGACACCGAAAAUCUAGCGCCAUCAGAAUUGAAGAAAUUGAGAAACAAGCAAAGGAAACAACGUAGAAAGGCUGAACUGGAACGGCAACAGGCUGCCCAAGCCCAAGAAAAAAGGGAACAGCACAAUAAGUCGCGACAACAGACUGAUCCCGAUUUAGAACAGCCUACGCUAGAUGAACUUAUACCAGAGAAAUUGGAGAGGGUUGAGGAUCCUCUCGAGCAAGCAAUCAAAUUUUUACAACCACUGCAAGACUUGGCAUCGAACAGAAUAGAGACGCACCUUAUGGCAUUUGAAAUAUACAUUCGUAAAGGUCGUACGUUGUUAAUGUUAAGGUCGAUAAAACGUGCGCAUGGUCUAGAUCCUAACAAUCCGGACCUCCACACGUGCCUGGUACGUUUCAUGUUGCAUACUAACCGCUCGCCGUCUGAAGGUCCAGUAGGCGAGGUAGUAAAGCGACAAACUGCAGGGAUCUACUCGACUUCAACGCCCACCCAAUUGAACGCGGAAUUCCUAAAAAAGAAUCGAAACUCACUGCCGCAUUUGCUUCAGGGUGCGAGGAUGUUGUACGUCCUGGACCCGUCCGCUCAAACAAAAGCUCUCUCCCUCGCCACAAACAUUGAUGAUCUCGAAGGUGUAACACUGCAGAAUUGUACAAAAGUAUUGGAAUCGUUGCGCAAUGGUGACUUUGGCCAUUGCGACUCUACAAUUGCCGAUUACAUGGCGAAAUGUCACAAAUACUUCCCAUACGCGACCGCUUUUCGACCGCCGGAGACAAAGUUGACGGUGACGAUCAAGCAUCAAGAGAAAGAGAAUUCCAUCAAGAACUGAUCCAGGCACGCGCUAUCCAGCGUUAGCGAAUCAUUGCGUAGUUAGACGACGAGGCAAUGGAGGGGGAGUGUGCUGAGAUACGCUCUGAUCUACGUUUAAGAAAAAGAACAAAAAAAGAGCAAAGAAACUAACGUUGAAUGUAAAAGGCACGCGAACGAAUGAACAUAUGUAGUGAAAGAAGAAGCGAAAUUGGCGGAUUUAAUAUUGAUAAUUAUUAAACAUGUAUUAUACACGAACUGUUCCUGGGGAGAUCCAUGUAGUGUGAACAGUGCUGGGACAGUGCUGAAUAAAUAAUCUUUAAUAAUAAAUUAUAACAUGAUGGGACGCGAGACAAGCGCCUCUGGCACGGUCCCGAAUUUUAGGUGAACGAAGAAAAGGUUGGCUUUAGCUAAAUAUUAAUUAACAAUUGGAACAGAAUGAAUUAAACGAGCACUCUAUCAACAGAGCGGUCACGUUGAAAAGAAGGAUUGACAAAGUGUGAAAAUGUUUAGUGCAUAGAUGGGAUUGGGGCAGGGCAGGGAGGGAUGGGGUGAAGUACAGUGUGUAAAAUAUAUGACGUGCGUAAACUAACACAUUGGUACAAAAUACAAGACUUGUAUACAUUCGUAUGCGCGUUCUAUGAAUAUUUCUACUUGAUGUUAAGGUGUAUUAUUUUCAGCGAUGUCUACAUAAAUACUCUACUGUGUAGAGUUGAGAAACUAGACGAUCAUCGAGCACCGAUAAUUGUACCACGCAUGUUCGUCGCUACUUUUUGAGAAUAGACUUUGUUCCAAGUCAUAUACUAACUUCUCUAGUUCACUUCAUUCGCAAAAACCGUUCAAACUUGUAAAGUGAACGAUCUAAUGUUUUCUUCUAGAAACACAAUUUUAUUCCUGUGUUUAAAGCCAGGGUAAUAAUCUACGUUUGGAUUGGAGCCCUGAUAUUCCAUCGAGAUAGCAGUCAAUAUGGAAAUAGAAUCCAUUUGCGAAAGUCUCUGUGAAAGUUAUUAUAAGAACAAUAAAAGUGCAUAUAUUGUGUACGCAGAUUACCAAAGUAUAUGAUAAAUCGAAAACAAUAAGUGUCAAUAGCAAAACAAGCAAACGAAAAAAAUAUCAUACAUCUGUAUGUCAACGGAUUACAGAAAUUUUAAUAAAAGGUAAUGUUCAAAUUUACCGAUACAAAUCGAA
Messenger RNA from Bombus pyrosoma, 3864 nucleotides. RefSeq names its product N-alpha-acetyltransferase 15, NatA auxiliary subunit (gene Naa15-16). Bases 128 to 2698 code for a protein of 856 amino acids. The record is from RefSeq and is a predicted model, not a curated record. Gene Ontology annotation, cellular component: cytoplasm; NatA complex. The transcript is spliced from 11 exons. Gene Ontology annotation, biological process: N-terminal peptidyl-methionine acetylation. NCBI's taxonomy places the organism in Eukaryota, Metazoa, Arthropoda, Insecta, Hymenoptera, Apidae. Gene Ontology annotation, molecular function: protein-N-terminal amino-acid acetyltransferase activity; protein binding.